Molecule: messenger RNA, 1628 nt
Organism: Nicotiana attenuata
Lineage: Eukaryota; Viridiplantae; Streptophyta; Magnoliopsida; Solanales; Solanaceae
Exons: 2
Coding region: 289-1386 (365 amino acids)
Molecular function (GO): calmodulin binding
Source: RefSeq, a predicted model, not a curated record
AAAAAAAAAAGGAGUCAGGUGGGAUUUUUCUAUCUUUGUUUAAAGCUUUUUUCUUUUCUUGAGCCACUGUUAAGAACCCGAAAAGAGAACCCGAUUAUGAAUUAUUCCAUGGGUUCUGAUAUGGGUUUGCUAAGAAUAUUGGUUGCCUUUGAUAUGUGUUUUGUGUAUGAAAUACUUUUUUCCUAGGCUUGUAUCUAUUACCUGCUGAUUGAUAGGAAUUCACGAGAGAGCAAAAACACCAGGAUUUUGGAAUUUGGAACAUAUAUCCUAUCAUAUUAGUUGUGCCUGAUGAUCGCGGAUAAGACCAAUUUACCAGUGAGCUUAGUACUUCCUGUUAGAAAGGGCUCAGCUGGAAGAAAACCAGAUAAUAUCAGCAGAGGGAAACCAAGAAUUUCGACUAACGAGCACAAAGUUCUUCCAUGCUAUCGCAACCCUUUUAUGCAUUCAUCUAAUGAUGGAAGUAUUUCGAGAAGGCUAUCCACUGGAACUGUAGAGAAAGGUCAAGAUAUUCUCCCUCAUUAUCUGAGAGCUUCCGCUGGUUCUUGCCACGACUUGUGUAAAUAUGGAAGGAAACAUUCGUUUGAAGCAGAGUCGAAGUAUCCUCUAUCAAAAAGAAGUAACAAACCACCUGCCGAUGAGCCAAUAAAACUUACAAUGGUGAAACGACCAUCUUUGCCCAGGACUCUAGAAGGCGUAGUUGCAAGAAGCAGAAGAAACAGUGAUGUUAGUCUUAGAAAAGAGAAGAUGGUACCAAAAGCAUCUGCAAUUAAGUCUUUCAAGUCCCAAGCUUGUUCAUCGGCUCCUCUGAAGAACCAAAACAAGAUACAGAAAGAUGGAACCACCAAAUUGAAUGCUGAAAAGGUAUCUAAGAAAACCAUGCAUGUUAUUAAUGAUGAGAAAAAAAAUUUAGAGCCUGAAGAGGAUGGUAACAUCAUGUUGUCACUUCAACUGCCAUCAAUUUCAUUUCCCGAAUUGUUAUCUAAUGAUGAAGGAAAAGAAGAGGAGGAGAUUGACUGCUCGGAAAAUGAGUACACAUGUUGUGAAAACAAAGGUGUAGUAGGUAAAAGUGAGAAGAAGACGUUGAGCAAGGGCAACACAUACACAGGUGUUUCCGAAAAUAAUGAUCCUUCAGUGGUGAAACUGAAGUUCAGGAGGGGGAAGGUAAUUGAUGGGAAUGAAAGAUGUACCAAUCCUAACUCAGGAAUAGUUGUUUUGAGGCACCAAGAUUUGCAGGAGAAGAAAGAUGCUCAAGUUUCGCUUAAUAAUGUGAUAGAAGAGACGGCAAGCAGGCUUGUUGAAAUCAAGAAGAGCAAGGUUAAAGCUUUGGUUGGUGCUUUUGAAACUGUAAUUUCCCUACAAGAGAAUAAGCCUUGUGCACUCGAUUAGCAAACAGAAUUUCCUUAACCCCUGUAACUAGAGAUACAUAUACAACUAAUUUGAUGGAUGAUAAUGGGCACUGUUUAUUUCUUAACGGGUAUUUGGAUAUUUCCCUCAGGAUGUUCUAGGAAAAGAAAAUUGAAGCAAGAGUACCAUUUGUCUUCAAAAUAUGUGGUGUUUGAAUGUAAUUUCUUCUGAGGUUGGAUUCUCAGUUUAACGAAGUAACAAGUAUUGACUCAUUUUAUGAAGGA